Molecule: messenger RNA, 1158 nt
Organism: Dissoconium aciculare CBS 342.82
Lineage: Eukaryota; Fungi; Ascomycota; Dothideomycetes; Mycosphaerellales; Dissoconiaceae
Exons: 5
Coding region: 1-1158 (385 amino acids)
Molecular function (GO): protein binding
Source: RefSeq, a predicted model, not a curated record
AUGGCCGAACCAAGCACUCCUGACGGUGGUCCUGAUCACGCACCUCCCAGUCUCCCUCCCGGAUGGUGCUAUUACUUCGUUCAAAUAUCCACGGGCGAAUCAACGUGGGACGUACCAACGAGCGCAGCGCCACAAGUACCGUCACCAAGCGCAACACCAGUCCCGACUUUCAAUCCGUAUCCCGCACCGAACGGCGACAUGUCGGGAAAAGAGGGCAAUCUUGCUUCUUCGUUCCUGGGAGGUAGCUCUUCGCAAACCAGCGGAAUCGGCGGUGUGGCCGGUCAGCUCGCCCAACAAUUUCUGGGCGGACAUUCCUCCAGCAACCACAACAAUACCAGCCACAACCACAACAACACCAACAACAGUAACGGCGGCGGCGGCAGUGGCAGCGGCGGAGGAUUUGGCAGCCUCGGCAACAUGGCUAGUAGCUUCCUAGGCGGCCACAACAAGCCUCAGCACGGCAAUGGUGGCUCAAACCCCUACGGCUACUCCAACAGUGGUUCUUCAGGCUCGACAUAUUCGGGAACUGCACCUCCGAAUUCUUAUCAACCGCCAGCAGCGCAGACCUCGGGCGCAGGAGCUUAUUCGUCGUCUACCAGUUCUUAUUCUGGUACGGGACAGCAGCAUGGCGGACCUCAGCAGCAUUCUAAUAGUCAGCACGAUCAAUCCGGCCCUACAAACCAGGGUAGUUCCGGAUACGGCCAGUCAGCUCAUCAGUCUCAGCAAAAUUCUGGACCUCCACAGACGCAUUAUGGCCAGGGUACUCCGGGCCCAGGCGGCUAUGGCAAUGGCCCAGGUCAUCAACAGGGUGGCAACAGUGGUCCGCCGAACUACAAUCAAGGUGGUAACCACAACGCGUAUCCUCAGGGACAAUACAACCAGCCCCCUGGUGCAUUCAACCAGUCUCAACAGUCAAGCUACAAUCAAUCUGUACCCCCAGGCGGAUUUCCUCCCCAACAAGGCUCAUACGGAGGCGGCACGCAGUCUUACCCCAACCCUUCUCAUGGAGGGCCGCCACAAGGUCAGAAUCAGAACCAACCGUACCAAGCUUAUCCUGGUCAGUCUUCGCAUAACCAGGGUGCUGGUUAUCCUGGCGCAUCGCAAAGCAACUACGGUGGGCAGCAAUAUCAGUCACAGCCGCCCAAUCCCGGUUGGUGA